AUGGGCAUUGCCAUCCUUUCGGGUGUGCUCUCGUCCCUCGAGGACCGCUUGGCUACCUACCCCGACGGCCGCAACACCCCUCGCGAGCCCAGCUCGGGCAUCUCGACCCCGACUGCCUCGCUCUUCCUUGACGCGCCCGAGGAGACCCUCCCCGCCAAGUUCAUUGCCACUGUCAGCCGCGAGGAGACUGCCCGCAAGCUGCGCAAGACGUUCGCCUCGGUCGGCCAGCUUGGCUCGUCCGUCGACGUUCGUUGUGGCGACGGCGCCAACGUUGCCGCUGCCAAGGCGGCCGACGUUAUUAUCAUUUGCUCCAAGCCCAACAUUGCCAAGAUUAUUCUCCACGAGGAGGGCAUGAAGGAGGCCAUCGAGGGCAAGAUUGUCGUCUCCAUCUGUGCCGGUGUCACCAUGUCCCAGCUCCAGUCGUGGGUCGCCCCCAGCACCACUGUGGUCCGCGCCAUGCCCAACACCCCAUGCAAGAUCCGCGAGGGUAUGACCAUCGUUACCCCCCUUACCGACGCUCGUUCGCGUGCCCUUAUCCUGGCCAUCUUCACCUCGUGCGGCCGCUGCCGUUUCCUCGACGAGAAGCACUUUGACGCCUGUACUGCUCUCGCCGGUUCGGGUCCCGCCUUUGUUGCUCUUGUCCUCGAGGCCAUGGCCGACGGUGCCGUCAUGAUGGGCAUGCCCCGUGCUGAGGCCCAGGAGAUUGCUGCUCAGACCAUCCAGGGUACCGGCCGCAUGGCCCUCUACGCUGGCCUGCACCCGGCCCAGCUCAAGGACAGUGUCACCACCCCCGGUGGCUGCACCAUUGCCGGCCUGCUGACGAUGGAGGACGGUCGUGUGCGUUCGACCAUGGCCCGUGCCAUUCAGGUCGCCACAAACCACGCUGCGGGUCUUGGCCAGGACAAGAAGUAG
Messenger RNA from Apiotrichum porosum, 912 nucleotides. It is a transcript of the gene PRO3, whose product is annotated as delta 1-pyrroline-5-carboxylate reductase. Gene Ontology annotation, molecular function: pyrroline-5-carboxylate reductase activity. Bases 1 to 912 code for a protein of 303 amino acids. Lineage: Eukaryota; Fungi; Basidiomycota; Tremellomycetes; Trichosporonales; Trichosporonaceae. The record is from RefSeq and is a predicted model, not a curated record. Gene Ontology annotation, biological process: L-proline biosynthetic process. The transcript is spliced from 5 exons.